Labrus mixtus (cuckoo wrasse) is the source of this 768-nucleotide messenger RNA. RefSeq lists its product as uncharacterized. Lineage: Eukaryota; Metazoa; Chordata; Actinopteri; Labriformes; Labridae. The coding region runs from base 158 to 685 and encodes 175 amino acids. Gene Ontology annotation, cellular component: membrane. The record is from RefSeq and is a predicted model, not a curated record. The transcript is spliced from 6 exons.
UCUCAUAGUUUCGUUCUUCAAAAAAAACCAAAAACUUUAUUUUCGGGAUUUUUACGUUAAAUUUAUCUGCAGGUCGCAAAAGACGGACUGAAACCCCGUGGAUUCUUUAGGAGACAUACCAGGCAGCUCUGUAGUGUUUAACUCUACUUCGGGCAACAUGUCCUCUGAGGGGGCAGAGCCAGCAGGUGAACUCAAGUUACAUCGUCUGACAACCUGGUUUGACCCUGAAACUGCCGCGGUGGUGACCAUCCUGCUGGGGUUGUUCCAGGUGCUUCUGUCGGUUCCUCUGGGGUAUGCCAGCAUCCAAGCGCCCUUACUUUUCAUCCUGCCUCUGGUCUUAGGAAUCUUUAUAGUUGCAGGAGGGUCGUUCACUGUGGCCAAUGAGAGGAACCCGAGCAGACUGCUGCUCCGGGGCUGCGCGUGCAGUAACUUGGUCGGCCUGCUGGGGGCGACGCUGGCCUUCUGCCUGUACUGUUACAGGCUGAGCAAAAUCCAAAUCACAGAACCCUGCCCCCCCAUCAUCCAUGACAUGGACUACUAUCGCUCAGCUCGAAAAUGUCCCGGAGAAGUGCUGGCAGCUCACUGCUGGUGUCUGAUCCUGCUGCUGCUGCUCUACACCACAGGAGCUGUGCUGAUGCUCAUCCUCCUGUCCGUGUCUGCUCUGAGAGCACUGAAAAAAGACUAACACACACACAGCAAACACACUUACAAACUUACGCAUAUACCAUUUUAAUGUACCAUUAAAAAUCAUGUUAUUCCAAAACAAUA